ACAUUUUAAAGCUUCGAUAUCGCGGGAAAUGGAUAGAAUGACUUUAAAAGGAAGCAGUUCCACAGUGUUGUGAAUCGAUGAGAUCAAAUUGUGUAUUAUUGUCGGAAAUGUUGUUUCUAAUCUAAUAUAAAAAAGUGUGAUGUGCUUCAGGGUAGAUCAAAGUGAUUGAAUAUAUUACUAGUUUACGAGAUCGUUCAGCAGAGACAAAAGAAGAUACGUUAUAUAUAUAUAUAUAUAUAUAUCGUGAUAUAUAAAUUUUACGAACAUUCGUUGAAAAUACAGGUUAAUCAUUUUCGUGAAAUUUAUUUCUAAUCCUGCGUGAAAGCGAGAUGUCGUAAGUGUCCUUUGAGGGAGGGAUAGAAUGAAGAUAAUAUAGACAACAAAUGAGAGGAAAAUCGUAAAAUCGUAAAAAUUUUGCAUUUAAACGACGAUUUUGUACUUUUAUGUAUAGUGAGAUUUUAUCGGAAAAUGUAUAUUUAAUUGAAAUCUGCCGUCGACGGAAAGUGAGAAGAAGUUAGCAUGAGGAUAGUCUGCGUUACUCCGGUCUCGAUAAAUCGAGACAUUUUUACGAUUCCCAAAUGUCAUUCAAGAAAACUUAUACACUCAAGGAUGCAAGCAGUCAGAAUGACCGAAGCAAGCGAGGAGUCGUGUUCAGUGAAAGCUCUAAUCAAUAAGUUAGGGCUUGAGGGAUUCUGAAUUCGUUGAUCGUUCGAGGAAGAAAUCUUCAUUGCAAGGAUGUAGGGGGGCCCAUACUCGGGGCCCCAGUGAGGGUUUCCUCUCAAACUGUUUGAACGUAUUAAUAUCAAAAACAAAGAAGAUUCUUUAUAAAUUCAUCAUACUCGUAAACACUAAAACAUAAAGAGUUGGAGAGUUAGAGAAAGAGAAAGAAAGAUAUUUCUCCUGUGAUAUCACAAGUUUGUAACAGAUCUUAAAGUAAUAUCAACAUAUUGUCAAGAGGAAUAACCAGCAGUCAAAGAAUGUUAUGUGUUCGUUAACUUUUUUUUUUUAAAGAAUACGAACUGCUAGUUUUCUUGUCAUCUUAAUUGUUAAUCGGUGUACGUAAAUAUAACAUCAUUAGCUAAUUAUUAGUGAAAUUCAAAGUUUUCGGGGCUAUUCGAUAAUUCGUUCGGUUCUCAAUCGAGUGAAAACUGUGUCAAAUUCGAUUGAAAUCUUGAUUCAUGGAAAUUUAAAAAUUAGAAAAAAAGAGAGAAAGAGAAAGAAUGUUAAUGUUUAUACUUACGGAAAUGUGGGUGUUGUUAGUGAAAAAUAUCGAUCGCGAUAAUGGUAAAAUGAGAUGCGAAGAUAUAAGAGGAAAUGGAAAGGAUGGCAUGCGAUAACAACAUUAAUAUCGGCGAAUUAUUUUUUCGAUGAUGAUGAGGCGAUUGCGCUUAUCUUCGAUUUUAAUCGCGUCAAGAUUCGCCUGAAGCAUCGUUCUCUCCUUAUAAUCGAAUAAACCAGCAAUCAUCGCCGAAGUCAGCAAAAAUGGUCGAUCUAGGAGGAUAUAUUAUCAUAUUGAUCAACCACAAUGACAAGAUCAAACUGUACGGUUCUCCGGCCGACAACGCGGAUACGCUGGAAGUGGCUGAUGAAAUUUUACAAGUUAACGGUAGCACGUUAGAAAAUGCCAGUCAAUCCGAAGUUAUUCAGUAUAUAUAUCAGUGUAUCGAGUCUCGAACGAUAUGUCUGCGAGUGCGGAGGAGAAGCGGAAACAAAAUGGUAGAGCUGGACGGGUUCAACGCUGGUCGGGUUCGAGAAGCUUGGGUCAUCGCCGUCGAAAGGCGUGCAAAGGAACGAUUGCAGCGGCUGGCAUCUCACUGGAGAAUCCAACCGCGGGAUAUCCAAGCGAUUCUGCACCAGCAGAUCAACGAGGCAGUCGCGUCGACGAGCGGGGACAGCGCGGGCAAAAAUGUGACGGGCAACCAAAUUACCGUGACGCUUGCCGACAAGGAGCCGAGCACGAAUGUCUUCACCACCAAGCUCAGCAACGGUAGCAUUCCUAAAGGGUUAGGGAAAGACGCGAAGGAAAUUCGAGGAGCGAAGGACGAAAGAACGGAGAAACAACAACAACAACAACAACAACAACAACAACAACAGAGCUCUUCCGAAGAGACGAAACUUUUGACACCGGUGCAAGGCGGAAGAGUCGGGGAACGACGUGCCAGCAGCCCUUUCCAAAAUGGUCAAACAGAAGUCUUGAUCGGAGAAGUGGAGGGUGGCCCAAGGUCGCCGCGGGGAUCCACGUCUUCGGCGGUGAACGACGCCAAUUUCCUGGGUCCACCGGAUGAACGUGACGGAAACAAGCCCAUUUGCAGGUCCCGAAGGCGUAGCGGCAGUGGCUUGACGGACACACACUCGCAGCAGCAGCAGCAGCAACAGCAGCAACAACAGCAACAGCAAGUGCAGGAGAACAACAACACCAGCUCGAAGAAGGGGCAGGAAGGGUUGGGCCCCGAUGAGAUGUGGGCCCCUGGCGGGCUAGGGCCUCACCGGGAGCUACCAGUCGACGUGCCCGACACCCUUCUUCAAAAGGCCUACCCCAACAAGGUAAACAGCCGCUCGUCCGAUUUCAGGAACGAGCUUCUUCGUUCUCCUCCCCGUAGCGCUAGCGACCUCGACCUCUCCCUAAACCUUAAAAACGACACCCUUAAAAAAUCGCCGCCGCCGCCGCCUCCGCCUCCGCCGCCGCCGCCGCCGCCUCCACGCAUCAACAACCUAGACAACCGCGCUAGAAUCGAUCCGAACAGCGAACCGGCCAUCCGGAACGGUCAGCCGCCGAUGCUCAAGAUCGAGCUGAAGAUCGAGAACCGCCUCGAGGACGAGGAGGAGAGAAUCGUCAAGGAGGUGGGCAGGUACGAUACAACUACCGAUUUUAACCCUCCUUUCAAAGAUUUCGAGGACGAGGAGGAGGAUCAGGAGGAGGACGAGGGAGUGAACGAGGAGGAAGAGGAAGAGGAAGAGGAGGACGAUACGCGGACAACGGAAGGGCAGAAGGAGUCGAGCGUCGAUCUCGACGUAGAGGAGGAUUAUCCGUUCGCGAAGGAGGAUUAUCCAACCAUGUUGAAGACUUGUAGCGACGACUCGGCCAGCCCGAGAAGCUCCUCCGGCAGAUCGGACAGCACCGCCCCCCUCGACACCAGCCUGGUGCUGAGACACGCGAAGACGCGUGGCAAAGGCUCGCCCACCUACGACGCCAGGCGGAUAGAUCUCGGCUCCCCUUGCCGGGGACCCGUCGUCCCGGAGAUCAAGGUGGCGCCACUCUAUCAGAGGCCCACGAGCACCACCACCACCACCACCACCAAUAACAACACCAAUACCAACACCAACACCAACACCAACACCACCACUUCGUUCGAUAACCCCGCCUACGGUUUGGCCGAUCUUCAAGAUCUCCAAGGAUUUUUGAUGAGAUCGGACGAGGUGUCCGACCUGACUCGAUUGAUCGACGCCGAGCAAUGCCCCACCAUCCCGAGAAUCCCGCGUGCUACUACCGAGCAAGACGUUGUUGCUUGUCUGUCGACUCCCUCUCGCGGCAAGCAGGAUAAGUUAAAGUCGGAAACGAGUUGUCCGUCGAUCGUUUCGACGAGCAAAUCGACGGUUGGCAAGAAGCAGCAACAACAAUCGUCGUCGAGCGGUGGUCACCACCAUCAUCACCAGCACCAUCACCACCACCACCACCAUCACCAUCAUCAUCACCGGUCGAAGCAGAAGGGGGGGAGAGGUGGGGUGGAAGCGGAGGAAUCGCUGAUACGCGCGGGCUCGAGCGACGACCUCGCCGGCAUCGAGUCGGGCAGCAGCCUCUCCUCGUCCUCGAGGCGGCAGCACCAGCAGCAACAGCAACAACAGCAGCGGCCGAAAAAGAAGAGGCAUCAACAAAUCUCGAGCGGCUAUUCGACGCUGAGGAGCGACGCGUCCACCGUCGAUCUCGAGCACGUGGACCGUGGUAGCUUCCUGGUGGUCGGCGGCAAAGCCUACCGCGAGGUGGCCGUCGACUGCCCCCCCGACUUCGUCCCCGUCGCCAAACGCCACCCCGUCUAUCCCCCGCCGAACAAGAACGGGAACAAGAACGCGUCACUGUUACGACACCCGAAACGCGACGGUGGUGGUGGUGGUGGUGGUGGUGGUAAUAAUAAUAAUAAUAAUAAUAAUAACAAUAAUAAUAAUAAUAAUAAUAAUAAGAUGGUAGUGAACGGGGACGAAGGGGGGGCGAGUAUCGUGUGCGCGAAGUACGAUCGUAGUAGUAGGUUUCAACUCGGUGGCAAGCCUGUUACGGAUCUCGUACCGGGAUCGCCCGUACUCGAGCCCUCGUCGAACAAGACCGGUCUGAACGGGGUGAAACCUGCCAUCCCCCCGAGAGAUCAAAAGAGGGCACCUGCCAGACCGCCGAAAGAUAACCUACGUUUGUCCACGCAGAACAAUAACGUGGAGAGCACCGAUAACGCGAAUGCCGAGCCUACGCAACAACAACUGCAUUCCAUCAGAAAAUACCAGGAGCAGCUACGUAAACGAAAGGAUGAGGAGGAGAGGCAAGAGAUACUCAAUCAAUCGUUACGCGGAUCGAAAAAGCUGCAAGCUCUGGAGAGCCACGCGACCAGCCUCUCGGGCCAAGAAAAUCUCGCAUACACCCAGGACGAGGUGACCACCGUCGGCCGUCCAACGCACGUCACCACGCAAGAAGUAGAGGAGCCUCCCAGGCCCCUCACAUACGGAGAGGUCGUCGCGACGUUGGAGAGGCUACAGCUUCAGUUGCGCAAUAUUUCCGGUGCUCUAGGCAUUUCGGGGCCGGGUGUCGAAGCCGAACUCGAAGCGGUGCGAACUCUUCUGGUGCAAAGUCGAUUCGCAUCUGCCCUCGCCACCCAUCACAUCCUCAGAAAUCGUUUAAGAUCGAACAAAGUUUUGAAACAUCACACCGAGGACGCCUCCACUUUAGCACGAGACUGUGUGGACAUUCUCGAGAAAUGGCAGUCCUCGUCGACAGCAACAGGUGUCGGUGGAGCGGAAACGAUCGCCGCCGUCGAGGAACUGACAGGAAUUCUGACGAGCUACGACAUGGAAGCCCUCCUCCUCACCCACGACUCCAUCAUCUCGUACGUGGAUGGACUGCAGAGAAAACAGAGCCCCUCGUCCUCGUCGCCGAGCGGUCCACCCAGCCCGACUUCAAGCUGGAGAGGCUCACGGGUCGUGGACAAUAUUAAAAUUAUCAGAAUCGAGAAAACCAACGAACCUCUUGGCGCUACGGUCAGAAACGAGGGUGAUGCGGUUAUAAUAGGGCGUGUCGUGCGAGGAGGUGCGGCCGACAAGUCUGGACUUUUGCACGAAGGGGACGAGGUUCUCGAGGUGAAUGGCGUGGAAAUGCGUGGCAAAAGCGUAAACGAAGUGUGCGAUAUUCUGGCUGGUAUGCAGGGCAGUCUAACCUUCCUCGUGCUCCCGGCACCCACGAGUCACAGGAACAAUUUGUCGAAUAGAAGGGAAGAUACGAACCAGAUACAACACAUACGGGCCCACUUCGAUUACGACCCCGAGGAAGAUCCUUAUAUACCGUGCAGGGAAUUGGGUGUCAGUUUUCAGAAGGGUGAUGUGUUGCACGUGAUCUCUCAAGAGGAUCCUAAUUGGUGGCAAGCGUAUCGAGAGGGUGAAGAGGAUCAAACUCUGGCUGGUUUGAUACCCAGCAAAGCCUUCCAGCAUCAGCGAGAAUCAAUGAAGCAAACUAUCGCUGGUGAUAAAUCGACCGUACGCGGUUCUAAGAAAUCUAGUACGUUGUUGUGCGCUAGAAAGAAUCCAAAGAAGAAGAAACGGAAUAAAUUUGGGGCGAACUACAACGACGACGGAUAUCCACAUUACGCAACGACUGCCAUUGACGAUUACGACAGCGAGGAGGUACUUACUUACGAGGAAGUCGCGUUGUACUAUCCUAGAGCGAAUCACAAAAGACCGAUAGUCUUAAUAGGGCCACCAAAUAUCGGGCGACAUGAGCUGAGACAGAGGCUGAUGCAUGACAGCGAGCGUUUCGCGGCUGCUAUUCCUCACACGAGUCGUCCAAGAAAGGACUCGGAAGUGGACGGACAGGACUAUCAUUUCAUUUCUCGUUCUCAAUUCGAAUCCGAUAUACUUUGUCGAAAGUUCGUCGAACACGGCGAGUACGAGAAAGCUUAUUACGGCACCUCCGUCGAAGCUAUACGAUCCGUAGUAAACUCUGGUAAAAUUUGUGUUCUUAAUCUGCAUCCGCAGAGUCUGAAGAUAUUGCGAAAUUCGGACUUGAAACCGUACGUGGUAUUCGUCGCGCCGCCAAGUUUGGAGAAACUUCGCCAAAAAAGGAUCAAGAAUAACGAGAGUUUCAAGGAGGAGGAGUUGAAGGAUAUUAUAGAGAAAGCACGGGAAAUGGAGGAUAAAUACGGGCAUCUGUUCGACAUGAUCAUCAUAAACACAGAUACGGAUAGAGCGUACAAUCAGCUGCUGACGGAGAUCAAUUCGUUGGAAAGGGAGCCUCAGUGGGUGCCUGCUUCUUGGGUUCAGUAAAAAAAAAGAAAAAAAAAUAAUAUGGAACGGAGCAAUGUUUUUUUUCCGAAACACCAAGCCAAAUUUUUCGCUGAGACAGCGGAAAAGGCCAGUAAUCGAGAGAGGCGGGUUUAAAGUCUGAUUUGGAAAAAAGUCACUUUCCAAGGACUGGUUCUUUUACUGGUGCCUGUUAUACAUUUUAACGUUUCGUACACGCGCGUUAAAUUAAACGAUUCCUUGCCAGGCUAUCGUACUCCAAGUACCGCUGGUGUAGUCUUCCGUGUCGUAUAUAUGGUGCCAUCUGAAUAUUCGAAGAUCGUCGUCAGCAAGAUCAUUGUACAAAGAGCGUCGAAAAUUCGCGUGAUUUCUCGAUUUACGUGUUCGGGGGAUUCUUUGAUGUUUAAAGUCGAAUCUCGAGGAAUCGCUGGAUCGUGAUGCUCGUUUUUCACUCGUAUCAGCCGUAACACUGGUUUUUCCCGAGGAUUUUACUCAGCAUAAUUUAUACCGACGAGAUGUCCCGGGAAAAAAGUUGCUACUAUUUUUGCGCAUAAGAUAUAUUAUAUAUAACAUUUUCCCAAAGAUAUGUGAACUUGAAAGAGAUCAUUUUUCUCUUCUCUUUAAAAAUCACCAGAUUUCUACAGGAUACACCGAGCCCUGAAAGGAAAAAGAAAAGCAAAAAUAAAAAAAAAAAAAAAAAAAAAAAAAUAAAAUGGAAACGCGAAAAUCUUAAAUCUUACGAGAGCAGCCUUUUCACUCGCAAAGACAUGAAAGACUUUUCGCGUUGUCACAAUUUUCACGAUAAAUCCUCCUUCUAAGGAGAGCGCGUCCUUAUCGCUGAGUUUUUUAAGUCAAAAGAAAAAAAAAAAAAAAGAAAGAAAGAAAAGAAAUAUUUCGCAAGACUUUGCAAGUUGUUAACGUAAACCACGUUUCCUCGUAUUCGUAAUUUUUGUGUGAAACUAGUAAUUUCGAAGAAGGCGGAACUCAUAAACGUUUCAUCGUUCGCUCUAGGCACUCUCUUUCUCUCGUGUUUAUUUAGAGGAAAGAACCAUAACUUUUAAUCCAAGUAGACCUCGUUAAUAUGAUAUAGACUUAGGCUCGUGUGUAAACCAACGUAAACGAAUUUUUAAGACACUUUGGAAAAAACAAAUUUUUUUUUCUUUUUUUUUUUUCCCCCCUCCUCUUAUUUUUGUCUUCGAAGAAUCGUUUUUCCUUUUUUUUCUGUCCAGUAUCAAACUUUCAUAUCAGCCAUGUAUCCAUAUACCACCUUCUUUACUCGAUUAGCAAUAACGCAGGAUGUUCUUCGAGUCGAAAAUCCUCGCUAAAACAAAAAAUAUGGUAUCGUGACUCCUAAACAAAAAGAGAAAAAUUAAAAAAGAAAAAAAAAUCGAUGAUCAAUCGUUUUUAGUUGAGGAAAGAAAUUUUCCCGAGAGUAGUUUCAUUCGUUGAUGUCGUAAACCCAGCUAGAAGCGAAAGAAUGUUUCCAGUGAGAGAAACGUGAAAAAAAAAAAAAUGAUACUAAUUGCUACCUUUUUAGUCCACUAUUUAAGAAGUUAAGUUAAGAAAUCACGCACGAUGGUCGGAGUAUUGUGCCAAUUAGACCGCGUGUCGAAGAGGACGUGAAAUGUGCCAAAAUAUUUGAAGAAAAAGAAAGAGAAAAAAAAGAGACAGAAAGUGAGAGGGCAAAGGGAAAAAGGAAAAGAAGAAACACUUGGGAAACACGCUCAACGGCACUUUCGUGUAUCUGUCGUUAUAUUAAUUCUGUAAAUAUUUGUGCACUUGUAUAGAACAAAAAAGAUGAAUGAAUAAGAAGUUAUUAUCGUUA
Messenger RNA from Apis laboriosa (Himalayan honeybee), 8314 nucleotides. RefSeq names its product protein PALS1. The record is from RefSeq and is a predicted model, not a curated record. The transcript has 18 exons. NCBI's taxonomy places the organism in Eukaryota, Metazoa, Arthropoda, Insecta, Hymenoptera, Apidae. Gene Ontology annotation, molecular function: protein binding. Gene Ontology annotation, biological process: establishment or maintenance of polarity of embryonic epithelium; generation of neurons; morphogenesis of an epithelial sheet. The coding region runs from base 1483 to 6513 and encodes 1676 amino acids. Gene Ontology annotation, cellular component: adherens junction; plasma membrane.